UCUCCCAUGGAAUAAUCAGUCUCGACAUAUCCACACACACACACACACAUACAUUAGAAGGCCUGAAAAGACCCAACGAUCGAUUCACCCAAGACUGACUGACACUGGGGCUUCCUCCGAUCUGGGUGGUUGAGCAGCAUGUCCUUGAGCCAGUCCCUCGAUGAUUGGCUCAAGCCCACCGACGAGGAUGUGGACGGCUCAGGGGUGGUGGGUGUGGACGAUCCCAUGGGUGGCAUCCCGGAUCUGCCCGAUUUGGGAUUGGGCUCCCUCUCAGCCGAGGACAUGAAAUGGGUGGACCUCGAGUUUCUGGACCUGGCCUCGGGACCGUUCGCCAAUCCGGAUCAUCACAAGAAUAAGAACAAGAGCAAUCCCACCUUAGGGUACAACUUUCCGGACAUCUUCUUCGAUUCGACCACGUCCACGAGUUUGUUUCACAAUUCGUUCAGCGGGACGCAGGAUGACGCCUUUAAGGACCCUUCCUUGGACAUUUUGGCCGAUCUGUUUCCCUCCAACGAGCCCGAAGACGACCCCGACGAGGCCAAUCGUGGCGCGCUCCGCGCCCGAUCGCCCACCCAAGCCGAGGAGGACGAAGCCACCGACCAAUUGCUCUCGGAUAUCGUCUUGGAGGCUUCCAAAUCGGAUCCCAGAGCCCAUGAGAAUCGGGUCGAUGGGGAUGAGGCUGCGGAGCGGGGGGCCAAGACCACCGGAGGGGAAGAUGAGGGCAUCUAUACCGUGCCCAUCGAGGUCUUGCAGAUCAUCUCCGAGAAGUUUGAUCCCAAGCUGGUCGAAGCCUUGGCCAAAGACGUAUCGGAGGUGCGCGCACCCGUCAAAAGGAUGAAAGCUUUUGUUCAGACGUCCGUCGAGAAGCCGCCCGCCCAGGCCUUGGCUCAGGUGGUUCUCAAGACAGAUCCGGUGCACAAUAAGACACGGAUUACCAUUUUGCCUGUGAAGGCGGACCAAGGGCCGAAACAAUCGUUCGAAGUGAGCACAUCGGAUCGCGCCUCGGCCGUCAGAAUGCUACGGUCCUUGCAUUUGGAACAGUUGGGCGUGUUUAAGAACUUUUGGCCGUCUUCGACUUCUCGCCCGUCAACGCAGGACCAAUCUCGGACCGAUUCUAAAGCCACCGCGUUGUUCAAAGAUAAACCUAUGGCCUCAUUGCGAUCCUUGGCCCAUCACGGGAUCCAGAUGUCGGAUUUUUCAUACCGCAAUGGACCCGAUGGUCAGAAGCAUUGGCUUUGUCCGGAGAAAGAUUGCGACAAGGCGUUCGAUCGUCCAGCCAAGCUCAAAAUCCACAUCUUCGGCCAUCGUGGCGUGCGUCCUUUUCCGUGCCAAGCUCCGGAUUGCCAUCGGGCUUUUGCCACGGCCGCCAAAUUGCAAAGGCACACAAGCUCACAUAAAAAGGAGAAACAUUUCGCCUGCAAACUGGAAGGUUGUGCGUCCACCUUCUCCACUAUAUACACACUAAAAGCGCAUCUGCGCCUUCACGAGGAGAGCCUCAAGUUCACUUGCCCGCAUUGCAACAAACGCUUCGACUCGGAUCGAGCCUACCAGGCCCAUUUGAAGAGGCACAAUCCGAACUUGGGGAUCCUGAAAUGUUCCUCGUGUUCCAAGGAGUUCCUCAGUCAUCAUGCAUUGACACAACACGCACCGUGUCUCGCUUCAGGUCAGCCAGAGAUUCGGUGCUCAGUCCCAGAAUGUGGGCGUCAGUUCAAGACCUUUUCAUUACUCAAGACUCACAACCUCAUUCACACGGGUGAACGACCCCAUGGUUGCGAGUUUCCAGGAUGUGCUUGGACCUUUCGUACCAUCUCCAAGCUCCGGCGUCAUGAGAAGAAGCAUCGCGACAUCCGGAACCACGUGUGUUCCAUUUGUCAGAAGGCGUUUUUGCGGGCCGAGCAUCUCAAGGCCCAUGCGUCAAUUCACUUGGACGUGAAAAAUGCAUCCGUGUGCCCCUUCAAUGGGUGCAGUGUCAAAUUUGCCGAUCAAGCCUCUCUCAUCAGUCAUAUCCAGGAGCAUGGCGGUGAUUCGACUGACCCAACCCAUCGCCCUUCAAAACUGGUCACAGUGGAUGAAUCGGCCAUAACCGUCAAGAAGCCUCACGGGAAGCCCAUCAUAUUGUCUACAUCUUAUGGUUUUGGUAACUCUGUGCCAUCUUAAGUUAAAAAAUAAACUUUAUUUAAAAAUCAA
Messenger RNA from Tigriopus californicus, 2187 nucleotides. RefSeq names its product zinc finger protein 135-like. Gene Ontology annotation, cellular component: nucleus. The record is from RefSeq and is a predicted model, not a curated record. The coding region runs from base 139 to 2157 and encodes 672 amino acids. Gene Ontology annotation, biological process: regulation of transcription by RNA polymerase II. Lineage: Eukaryota; Metazoa; Arthropoda; Copepoda; Harpacticoida; Harpacticidae. The transcript is spliced from 2 exons.